Molecule: messenger RNA, 1248 nt
Organism: Triticum dicoccoides
Lineage: Eukaryota; Viridiplantae; Streptophyta; Magnoliopsida; Poales; Poaceae
Product: protein SRG1-like
Exons: 4
Coding region: 57-1124 (355 amino acids)
Source: RefSeq, a predicted model, not a curated record
CCUCCAUCUUCAACUUCAAGUGAGCAGUAGUACACAAACACUUACCAAAGAGCAGAAUGGCUGCGUCCGACGAGUCGCCGAUGGUGCGGCCGACGGUGCAGGAGCUGGCAUCGGCCGGCGUCGAGGAGCCGCCGCGGCAGUACGUGCUGCCGGAGCAAGACCGUCACGGCGACCUGCUGGCCGCCGACGAGUUUCCGGAGCCCAUCCCCCUCAUCGAUCUUAGCCGGCUCACGGACGCCGACGAGGCCGAGAGGCUCCGGGCGGCUCUGCAGACCUGGGGCUUCUUCCUGGCCACCAACCAUGGGAUCGAGGGCUCUCUCAUGGACGCCAUGAUGAGCGUGUCGAGGGAGUUCUUCCGGCAGCCGGCGGAGGAGAAGCAGAAAUGCAGCAACCUGGUGGACGGCAACGGCAAGGACUACCAGGUGGAAGGGUAUGGAAGUGACAAGGUGGUGUCCGAGGAUCAGGUCCUCAACUGGAGCGACCGGCUGCAUCUGAGAGUGGAGCCGGAAGACGAGAGGAAUUUCGCCAAGUGGCCCAGUCACCCGGAGUCUUUCAGGGAUGUGCUAAAAGAGUACGCAUCAAGAACCAAGGAAAUAAGAGACCUCGUCUUGCGAUCGAUAGCCAAGCUUCUGGAGAUUGACGAGGACUACUUCGUCAACCAAAUAUCAAACAAGGCUUCCGGGUUUGCUAGAUUCAACUACUACCCUCCAUGUCCGAGGCCUGACCUAGUUUUGGGCCUGGCUCACUCCGACGGUGGUCUCCUUACCAUCCUUUUCAACGAUGACACCGUCGGUGGCCUGCAAGUUCAGAGAGAUGGGAGAUGGUACAACGUUUCAGCCAAGCCUCACACAUUGCUGAUUAACCUAGCAGACUGCCUAGAAAUAAUGAACAAUGGAAUCUUUACAAGCCCAAUUCACAGAGUGGUGACAAACAUCAAGAAGGAUAGGCUUUCCUUGGCUGUGUUUUACGCUGUGGAUGCAGAAACGAUGCUAGAGCCAGCGCCCGGUUUGCUGGAUGACAAGCGACCGCCAAGAUAUAGGAAAAUGUUGGCCAAGGAUUUCGUGGCUGGGCUCUUUGAACAUUUCCGUCAAGGGAAGAGGUUCAUCAACACCCUGAAAAUUUAGGUUCACUGUUUAUUGUGGAGCUGUAGUAGUGAUUGCCUAUGAAGAAUAAAGAGAUGGUUUUAUUUGUUGUAUGAAUGGGGGGUUUUGUCUAGCAUCUCCUUUCUUAUAAGUGACUCAGUUCCAA